Messenger RNA from Acanthochromis polyacanthus (spiny chromis), 10665 nucleotides. RefSeq names its product sortilin-related receptor, L(DLR class) A repeats containing (gene sorl1). Lineage: Eukaryota; Metazoa; Chordata; Actinopteri; Pomacentridae. The record is from RefSeq and is a predicted model, not a curated record. The transcript is spliced from 48 exons. Gene Ontology annotation, cellular component: membrane; Golgi apparatus. Gene Ontology annotation, biological process: post-Golgi vesicle-mediated transport; protein retention in Golgi apparatus; protein targeting to lysosome. Gene Ontology annotation, molecular function: protein binding. Bases 71 to 6778 code for a protein of 2235 amino acids.
UCGGGGGCAUCACUGCCAGUAGAAGGAGCUCUUCGGUCUUACCUAAUCCAGAAGCCAAACAUACACAAACAUGGCGAUAUCACAGGCAGGCAAGAUGCUGUCCUCUCUUCGGUGUUCGUUAUAUUUAUUAGUCCUCGGGCUUGCAGGAAUAAACUCGUCGACCCUUCGUCUUCACCCGGAGCAGCGCUACAUGCUGCCGCAAAACAGAGGCUUUUUCACAAUAGAAGCAAAUGAGGAUUUACCAGACGGAGGUGGAGGAGGCGCCGCGGCUCCAGCGCUGCCUCUGGCCGCUCGUAGCGCAGCUGAAGGCGGGUCGGACUCGGGCGCCCAUCCGCAGCAUCGAAGCCGCCGGAGCUCCGGUGACUCGGCGAUGCCAAAGGUGUACGGCCAGGCCAACCUGAAUGACUCUCACAACCAGAUGGUGGUCCACUGGGCUGGAGAGAAGAGCAAUGUCAUUGUGGCCUUGGCCCGAGACAGUGCAGGAGCCACCGGACCCAAAACCAGCUCUGUCUACGUGUCCUAUGACUAUGGAACCACUUUCACGCUCGUCUCAGACAAGUUCCAGCUUUCAGGAGUCAAGGUGAAGGAGGGCAGCAAGCAGGUCAUUUCCCAGUUCUACCACAGCCCUGCAGACAACAGGAGGUACCUUUUUGUAGACUCCACCAACAACUACCUGUGGAACACGUUUGACUUCUGUAAAAGCGUCCAGGGCUUCUCCCUCCCCUUCAAACCGACUGACCUGCUGCUUCACACCAGGAGAUCCAACCUGGUGCUCGGCUAUGACGGCUCUCACCCGGACAAACCGCUGUGGAAAUCAGACGACUUUGGGGAGACGUGGGUGUUGAUCCAAGAGCACGUGAAGACCUACUUUUGGGGUGUGGAGCCCUACGACCCCCCCACCACGGUGCUGGUCCAGAGACACGAGCCCCAGGGUGUCUCCACCAUCCUCAGCAGCACAGACUUCUUCCAGAGCGAACAGAACCGCAGAGUGAUCCUGGAGCAGGUGGACAGCUUCCAGCUCCGAGACAAGUACAUGUUUGCCACGAUCACACGGAAACUGUUUGGCAGCCAUGAACCUUCAUCUGUUCAGCUCUGGGUCUCCUACAACCGCCAGCCAAUGAAAGCCGCCCAGUUUAUGACCCGACAUCCAAUCACAGAGUACUACAUUGCAGAUGCAUCUGAGGACCAAGUGUUUGUGUGUGUCAACCACCUGAACAACGUCACACACCUCUACAUCUCAGACACACAGGGCCUCUCCUUCUCUCUGUCCCUGGAAAAUGUGUUAUAUUACAGUCCUGAGGGUUCUGGCAGCAACACACUCAUCAGGUACUUUGCCAAUGAGCCGUUUGCAGACCUGCACCGUGUGGAGGGGCUGCGAGGGGUCUUCAUCGCCACGCUCAUCAACGGCUCCGUCAGCGAGGACAACAUGCGAUCUGUCAUUACUUUUGACAAGGGCGGGACGUGGGAGCUGCUUCAGCCACCUGCUGCUGACAGCCUGGGAGGAACUAUGGACUGCCAGCUCAGUAAAGGUUGCUCUCUCCACCUGGCCCAGCGCUGGAGCCAGCUGUUCAACAUCCAGCUGAGGAGGAUGCCCAUCCUAUCCAAGGACUCUGCACCUGGACUCAUCAUGGCCACAGGAUCUGUAGGCAGGAACCUGGCCAACAAACCCAAUGUGUAUGUAUCCAGUGGUGCUGGAGCACGGUGGAGAGAGGCACUGGCAGGCCCUCAUUUCUACACAUGGGGUGACCACGGUGGUAUCCUGAUGGCCAUCGCACAAGGAGGUGCCACCACGCAUCUGAAGUUCAGCACCAAUGAAGGCGAGACAUGGACUGACUUUAAGUUCUCAGAUAAGGAGGUGUAUGUGUACCAGCUGCUGACGGAGCCUGGAGAGAAGAGCACCAUCUUCACCAUCUUUGGCUCCUACGCCGAGCAGAGACACAGCUGGCUCAUCCUGCAGGUCAACACCUCUGAUGUCCUGGGUGUACCUUGUUCUGAUGCUGACUACAAACGCUGGUCUCCGUCAGAUGAGCACGGUAAUGAGUGCCUGUUGGGCAGAGAGAUAACAUUUAAGAGACGAGCUCCUCACGCUACAUGCUUUAACGGAGAGGACUUCGACCGGCCCGUCAUCAUCUCUAACUGCUCCUGCACACGGCAGGACUAUGAAUGUGACUACGGUUUCAAGCUGAGUGAAGACUUGUCUCUGCAGGUGUGUGUUCCUGACCCUGAGUUCGUGGGUGACCUCUACGCUCCUCCAGUUCCUUGCCCUGUCGGUACCAGCUACCGCCGCAGCAAAGGCUACAGAAAAGUACCAGGUGAUAGCUGCCGUGGAGGAGACGUGGAGUCCAGACUGGAUGGAGAGAUGCUGCCGUGUCCCGUUGGAGAAAGUAAUGAGUUUAUCCUGUACGCUGUGAGGAACUCCAUCCACCGCUACGACCUGGCCACAGGCACCGACCAGGCCCUGCCUCUGGCCGGCCUCAGGGAGGCUGUAGCUCUGGACUUUGACUAUGACAGGAACUGUCUGUACUGGGCAGACAUCUCUCUGGACACCAUACAGCGUCUGUGUCUGAAUGGCAGCACAGGUCAGGAGGUCGUAGUGAGGAAAGACCUGCAGAAUGUCGAGGCCCUGACCUUUGACCCCAUCAGUAGACUCCUCUACUGGGUUGAUGCUGGAGCGCAGAAGAUUGAGGUUUCAAACCCUGACGGAGACCUGCGCCAUACUCUGCUCAACUCCUCCAUCCUGGAGCAUCCUCGAGCUCUAGUUCUGCUGCCUGGAGAGAGUCUGAUGUUCUGGACUGACUGGGGAGACCGAGCACCUGGCGUUUACCGGAGCUACAUGGAUGGAACCAGCGUGUCGUGCAUCGUGUCCGAGGGCGUCCGCUGGCCCAACGGCAUCACAGCUGACGACCACUGGCUGUACUGGACCGAAGCCUACAGCGACCGCAUCGAGAGAGCCGACUUCAACGGGGGCCAGAGGAGCGUUCUCAUGGAGGGACUGCCCCACCCAUACGCCAUCGCUGUCUUCAAGAAUGAUCUGUACUGGGACGACUGGUCCAGAAUGGGAAUCUUUAAAGCUCCAAAGGCUGGUUCUCAGAACAAUGAGCUGAUUGUUGGCAGGCUAACUGGAGUCAUGGACCUCAAGAUCUUCUAUAAGGGGAAGAACAGAGGCCAUAAUGCCUGUGCUGACCAGCCGUGCAGCCUGCUGUGUCUGCCUCAGCCAGGCCACCGACACACCUGUGUUUGCCCGGAUGGUGCCCCGACUGUAACCAUGCCCAACGGAGAGGUGCAGUGCCAGUGUCCCAGCGGCUACCAGCUCCAGAACAACACCUGCAUCAAGACGGAGCACAGCUGUUUGCCCAACCAGUACCGCUGCUCCAACGGCCGCUGCAUCAGCAGCAUCUGGAAGUGUGACAGUGAUAACGACUGUGGAGACAUGAGUGAUGAACGGGAGUGUCCCACUACGACCUGUGACCCGUCCAACCAGUUUCGCUGCGUGGCCUCAGGGUCCUGCAUUCCACUGGCCUUCAAAUGUGACCACGAGGACGACUGUGGAGACAACAGUGACGAGGAACACUGUGAGUCUCACCAGUGUGGCCCCGGGGAGUUUACAUGUGCACGAGGUGUUUGUAUCCGUGAGGUGUGGCGCUGCGAUGGAGAUAACGACUGCAGAGACUGGUCAGAUGAAGUCAACUGCACAGUGGGCCAUCAUACAUGUGAGCCCAGCAGUUUCCAGUGUCACACAGGCCACUGCAUACCACAGCGCUGGAAGUGUGAUGGUGAUGAUGACUGUCAGGACGACUCCGAUGAAGAUCCUCAAUACUGUGAGGGAACUAAAUGUAAAGGCUUCCUGUGCUCCAAUGGCACCUGCCUGGCAGCCACCGCACACUGCAAUGGCAUCCAAGAAUGUCCGGACGGUGUAGAUGAACACAACUGUGACCCCCUGUGUACUCGCUACAUGGAGUUUGUUUGUAAGAACCGAGCCCAGUGUCUGUUUCAGUCUCUGGUUUGUGACGGGAUCAAACACUGUGAAGAUGGAUCUGAUGAGGACGCUGACUAUGCUGGAUGUGCUACACCAUCUGAAUUUGGCAAAGUGUGUGACGCCUACACCUUCCAGUGUGCCAACGGAGUGUGUGUGAGCCUAGAGUGGAAGUGCGACGGCAUGGAUGACUGUGGAGAUUACUCUGAUGAAGGCAACUGUGCUGCUCCCAGUGAAGUCCCCGGCUGCUCCAGGUAUUUCCAGUAUGAGUGCAAAAAUGGACGUUGUAUUCCUACAUGGUGGAAGUGUGACGGAGAGAAUGAUUGUGGGGAUUGGUCGGACGAGGCCCCAUGUACAGGCGGUGUUACUCCUCACAGCGUGGACCCUUCUCCCAGUACCUGUGCACCUAACCGCUUCCACUGUGGCUCUGGAGCUUGUAUCAUCAACACCUGGGUGUGUGACGGCUAUGCUGACUGCACCGACGGCAGCGAUGAGCUCGGAUGUCCUACAGCAGCUAACGGCUCUGUGACGCUAGCCCCGGUACCCACUGAGGCCCCGGCACCCCCUCCCUCCCCUGGUCGCUGUAGUCAGGGUCAGUUCAUGUGCCGCCGGCCCCCCCACUGUAUCCCCGACUGGCAGCACUGUGACGGCCAAGUCCACUGCCAGGACGGCUCUGAUGAAGCCCACUGCCCCACACGAGGGCCUCUGUUCUGUGUCAAUGGGACUCGCUGUUCUGACGGUGAAGCCUGUGUGCUGGACAGCGAGAGGUGUGACGGCUUCCUGGACUGCUCUGACCACAGCGAUGAGGACAACUGCACCCUGGACACCCUGGCUUAUAAAGUCCAGAACCUCCAGUGGACGCCUGACUUCUUGGGAGCCAUCACUCUGACCUGGUCCCGUCCCAAAAGCCUUCCCCAGGACUCCUGCUACUUCCUCAUCUACUACAGGCUUGUGGGCACACAGCAGUGGACCACCAUGGACACCCACAGCAACAAGACCAGCUACAAACUGACCGUGCUGAAACCAGACACCACCUACCAUGUGAAGGUGCUCACUCAGUGCCUCAGCAAGCUGCACAAGACCAACGAGGUGAUCACAGUCAGGACGCCAGAGGGACUGCCUGACCCUCCCAGGAACCUGCAGCUGUCUUGUGAUAACGGUGAGGAUGGGACAGUGGAGGUUUCAUGGAACCCUCCUGACAAAGGACACGGCCUCAUCAGAGAGUACAUCGUUGAGUACAGUGAGCACGGAGGUCUUGACUGGACGUCACAAAGAUCGACCAAAACCAGCACUGAGGUGAAGGAGCUGCAGCCAGACACUCUGUACAGGUUCAGGGUGGCCGCAGUGACCAGCCGAGGUGUCGGAAACUGGACUGAGGUUAAAUCCAUCACCCCAAAGAAAGCUCUGCCGCCUCCCUCUGUGAUCGCCGACAGCAUCACCACCGACUCCAUGAGCCUUUCAUUCAGCCUAAACUCCCAGCAUGACGUGAAACAGUACAUUGUGAUUCUGUCCUGGCAGUUUGACACCCACGUCAAGGAGAGCAAGAACUACUCAGUCACAGCAGGGAUCCUCAAAGCUACAAACCUGACAGCAGGGACAGUGUAUGAGGUGGCUGUGUGGGCUCACACCAGUAUAGGAGACAGUCCCACCGCCCUGUCCCAUCACCAGACCACCGGCACCCAGCCAGACCGGCCCUCCCUCAAAGCCAGGGCUCUCAACCAGACAGCUGUAGAGUGCAGCUGGACCAUCAGCGGACCGCCUGCACAGAUGUAUGGGGUGUUUUACGCCACCUCCUUCCUGGAUCUGUACCGCAGUCCUCGUCAGGUCCUCACCUCUUCUCUCAGCCUCACAUUAAAUGUGGACAGCGAUGAACAGUAUCUGUUCCUGGCGCGGGCUGUCUCUCCCUUCCUGGGUCCUCCCUCUGACUACGCUGUGGUGAAAAUGAUUCCCAACGAGAGGCUGCCACCCAGGAACCUCCACCGUGUUCGAGUCGACAAGAAUCAGGCCCUUCUGAAAUGGCAGCCGCCCUACGACACCCCAAACGCACCCCUGACGUAUGUGAUCCAUGUGCGGGAUGCGAUCCGGAAGGUGGAGCGGGACUACAAGCUCAAAACCCAGAACAACACGGUGGAGUACCAACUAAAAAACCUGGAGCCUGGAGGACGAUACAGCAUCUCUGUCCGCCUGCGCAACAUGAGCAAGGAGGCCAGCUUCACUCUCAGCACAGUUCCUCUUCCAGCUCCAGAAGCCCUAAAAAUUCUGACAGAGAAAGACUACGUGUUCCUCAUCUGGAAGAGUCUGGCUGUACGAGAGAAGGGCUUCAAUGAGAGCAGGGGCUAUGAAGUGCAUGUGCUCGACAGCGUGACCAACCAGACGUCGUACCUGGGAAACACCACAGAGACCUACUUCCGCAUCAGCAGCCUGCUGGUGGGACACAACUACACCUUCUCUGUGCAGGCCCGCUGUCUGCUCAAUGGUCAGCUGUGUGGGGAGCCUGCACUGCUGCUCUACAACCAGAUGACAGGGUCCACAGAUGCCUCCCGCAGUGAGGGAAACUCGGGGGACACGGCAGCAGUGGUGGUUCCAGUCCUGUUCCUGCUGCUGCUGGGAGUGUGUGGCGGCUUGGUGGCCCUCUACUUCCGACACCGCCGGCUGCAGAACAGUUUUACCGCCUUCGCCAACUCCCACUAUAACUCUCGCCUGGGCUCUGCCAUCUUCUCCUCUGGGGAUGAACUGGGUGAUGAUGAUGAAGAUGCUCCCAUGAUCAGUGGCUUCUCAGACGACGUGCCCAUGGUCAUCGCGUAGCCAGACGUCCCUCCAUUACCUAUUUCUCUCUCUUCCCUUCUCCCCUUCUCUUCUUCUGCCCCUUUAGUCCCCUUCGGCCCCCAUCAGUGACGCGGUACGAUGGAGCAAAUAGCAGACAGGCAGAAACUCGCCGACAUCCCAAAUCCAUCGAUGGGAAUCCACCCCGAUUAGCAGGAAACGUGAAGAAAAUUGGAAAAGUGUAAAGAGAGAAAGAGAUAUUUUUCAAAUAUACAAUGCACUUUUUUUGGAUGCGCAAUAACUUAUUUUUUAUAAUAUUAAAUAUAUAUACAUAAAUAUAUAUAUAUGGGGUCAAAAAAGGACUGAGAGGAAGAGGUGGACACUGAAGCAAACUGUGAAGGAUUUGAGUUUGUUGAGCGCGCCAGGGAAGGAAAAGACCCUAUUUGUAAUGCAAACUCACUAUCCAUUGGGGCGGUUCAUUGCUUAAAGCCAAAAUACGCAUCCAGAGACUGGAAUAUAGAAUGCAAAAAACACCAUAUUGAAAAAAAAUACAAAUAUAUAGACUUAUGCUGUAUACAAAAUGUACAAAUAGAAAAUAUCAGAGUGGUAAUAGUUACAUAUGUUGGUGAUAGUACAGUGUGUACUAUAGCAUUAUAUGUAACGUUGGUGCCCAGUGUUAGACAGCUGGAGAAGUUAGCUUUGGAUCACAUUUGUUCAUUUACAGAAUCCGAAUUGUUUGUCUCAUCAAAGGAUCACCGGUCUGGAAACUGUUGAUUCUUGUGAAUGCAUUAAUGAUCAGCGCAACCAAACGGAUCAGUGACUAGGUUGACCAGUGGCACCAUGCUAGUGUCUUCAUAGAUACGCUUUCAUUUCCCACCACCAGCACACUGCUGUAGGUACGAAGAGGCGACACACACCAUCCCAUAAUAUUAGCGGCAUUGAGGAGGGAAGACACCCUCCCGUCAUUGCCAAGAUCAUCCGAACUAUUUGUAAAUAUUGGCUUUUAACAUGUCCUCUCCUUGUAAUGCUGCACCGUAUUGUUCUGUAAAAUGUGUUUUGUUUUCUCGUUUAAUCAUUCAGGACUACGAGUUAUCGUCCCCAGCAUUUUGCCAUAGCUGUAGUUGUAGAGGAAGUGUGUUUGGGGUUCUCAGGGAACUGUGUUGGAGCGGACACCAGCGCAGCACCACCAUCACCACCAUGACUUAGGUAGCACUGUCCAUCUCCUGUCCAAUAGAAAACUUUGAGGAGGUACGGACUCAGCGGUGGGUGGAAUGACUGGCAGGCACAGAUUAUUGUCAGUAGUUGUGAUGAAGAGUCAAGUUCAGGCUAACUUGCCGGUUUACAUGAAGAGUUAAAGAAUCGGGUCACCGAGCCUUUGUAUUUUACUUCUAGUUGUAUCUAGUCAUGCAGAUAUUUUGUUGAUAUUUGACUCUUUUUUUUUUUUUUUUAAUAUGAAUGUCUCCUUUUACUGUGAACAGUCUGAAGAGAUCAUUGGAACUAGUUUCUGCUGAAGAAAGUAGACACUGUGUUCUGUAGAUUAUCCAGAGUUCUGUGGCCAGCAAAGGUAAAGCAAGGUGCAGCAACUUAAUGUCUUCUACAAGCUUGUUUUGUCUGAGCUAACAAGCUAAAACUCUCAGACAUUACACCAUGGUUCAAAAGUUUAGGGUCGCUUAGAAAUGUUGUUAUUCUUGAAAGAAAAGCUCUUUUUUCAAUGGAGAUGAUGUUAAAUGAAUGAUAAAUCCAGUCUUGACUUUGUUAAUGUGAUAAAUGACUAUUCUAGCUGGAAACAGCUGAUUUUUAAUGGAAUAUCUCCAUAGGGGUACAGAGGAACAUUUCCAGCAACCAUCACUCCUGUGUUCUAAUGCUACAUUUUGUUAGCUAAUGGUGCUGGAAGGCUCAUUGAUGAUUAGAAAACCCUUGUGCAGUUAUGUUAGCACAUGGAUAAAAGUGUGGGUUUUCAUGGAAAACAGGUAAUUUUCUGGGUGACCCCAAACUUUUGAACAGUAGUGUAUAUUUAUGAUGAUGUGAACAGAAAACAAACCGCUGAUCCUCGCAUUUGAGAAAUCAGAACUCUGAAAUGUUUUCUAUGCCACCAAAAUUGGGAGUGAUUAAUUUCCCUUUGGCACUAACAACCACUCCUUUUUUACGUUUUAAAAAUUAAACCUGAUUAAAUAUUUAGUAUCGUUGGUUUUAACGCUUUCAAUGAAUUUACUUUAGGACUAAUAGUGACUAUAUGUCCUUUUUCAAUUGAUAAAACAAAACUCUGUGAAGUACUGUUUAAGACGGUGUUUAUUGUUCACUUCAGGGUUUUUCCAGACUCGGAAUGGAACUUUGAGUGUGACUUCAGACAGUAAGCCUGAUCCAUCCCCGUACAGUAACGGCGAUUAGUCUGUGUCACCGUGUUAGAGGGAAAUCUAUGCAUUUCUACUUAUUCCUGACCAUUUGAUGAAGAGAAAUGUCUUUAGGGCUUUAGUACAUUAAACCCCAUUUAACAAAACAGUUUUUUUUUAAAUCUCAACUCUUAAUAUUUUGUUGUUGCUGACUAAAAAGUCUUUGAAUGACACAAAAAUUCCUCUAAGCAGAAAAGCCUUGCUUGUAGGAAAAAUGAUGGCCUGUCAGUUGUUAAUUUGUGGAUUACGUUUUCUGGUUCUGGAUGCGGACAAAUACAAGCAAAGCUAAAUGCAUGGCUAGAUACUGCUAGAGAGCCGAGAAGGAAGUUGGUUGGUUCCUUGAUGAACUGUGAGAUCAGUGUUGAAUCAGCCGGUUGGACAGAGAUGAUACCUGGGAGGAUAUUCUGUGUGUACAGAAUCUAACUGCUGCACAUCUGUGCAGGUGUCAACACACAAACCAAAACCUUUGUUCUGCUCCCACCCCCCCUCACCUGACUCUGUGCUGUUGUCCAUUAACUGAUGUUGUGUUUGGCCUCUGGGCUCGAGCCAUUUGAACCGAUGGUGUCCUGCUUUGUAUCGUUCUUGUUUUGUUUGUAUAGACGUCUUCAUGAAUGUAUUUUAUAUCUGUACUUUUUAAGGUAUUGUCCUCGCUCAUUAUGCUACUGCUAGCACCUGAGAAGUCGAUGCACGCUCUCUGGUUUUUGCCCCUUACUACAGUGAAUUUGUAGAUCACCCCUUCCACAUGUUGUUACUCUGUAGACCGGAUUCUACAGACAAAUUCCAGCUGUUUUAGCCCUCCAGUUCCAAUUUACUAACUCAGAGGAGCAGUCCGUUUGCUGUCAGGUAGAGCCCGAAUAUCUCAUUUUGUCAUCUCACUCUUCCCAGAUCAUCAAACGGUGUCUGUACUUACAUUUAAGGUUUCCUCAAGCUUGAUCCCACACAGAUCCUCGCCCUGUUCAUGAGAUACUUUGUUUUUGUUUUCUUGGCCUUAAAACCGAUUUUUCUGGCAUUGAUGCUGUGUUUUUGCUCUGUGAAGUUUCUGUUGUCUGAUUUUCUGUUUCGCCACAUAAUGCCUUAUUAGAACACAUUGGGUUUCUAUGUAAUGUACUGUUUGUAAGAUAGAACACAAGGGCACACGCAUGCAUACACUCACACACACACAUGACCCAGACACAAAGCUGAGGAGGAAUUUACUGUUAGGGCAUUUGGUUAAUUUUGUCAGAUCACUGCUCUUUUCUGCGCUGGCCGCCGCCGGCCGGCCACUUUAUGUUUUUAAUCAGGUUUUACACAUGUACAAAGUAUAAUUAUUGGUUAUUAAGUGACUGUUUGCUCCCCACCUGUUUUAAUGUCAACUCUUGUCAAAUAGUUUGCUUCAAAAUGUCGUUUGGCACAGAGUUUGAUCAUGUUGGACUUGGCCAUGUUUGAAGAUGUUAAUGUCUUGCUUGCUUGUAUCAGAGAUUGCAAGAAAAUGAGGUGUUUGGAGAACAGUGUGAGGUGUUUUAAAAACCACUUAUACUGAAAUAAACUUGCUGAAAAUAA